GGAGCUGCCGGGCUUCUCGAGGAGGCGGUGGGGCCCACACCCGGAAGAAGGGACUCUUUUCAGGCUAGUGCGGCGGCCUCUGCGGACCCGGAAGUCCGGGCCGGCUGCUGAAUGAGGGGAGCCGGGCCCUCCCCGCGACAGUCCCCCCGCGCCCUCCGCCCCGACCCGGGCCCCGCCAUGUCCUUCUUCCGGCGGAAAGUGAAAGGCAAAGAACAAGAGAAGACCUCAGAUGUCAAGUCAAUUAAAGCUUCAAUAUCUGUACAUUCCCCACAAAAAAGCACUAAAAAUCAUGCCUUGCUGGAGGCGGCAGGACCAAGUCAUGUUGCAAUCAAUGCCAUUUCUGCCAACAUGGACUCCUUUUCAAGUAGCAGGACAGCGACACUUAAGAAGCAGCCAAGCCACAUGGAGGCUGCUCAUUUUGGUGACCUGGGCAGAUCUUGUCUGGACUACCAGACUCAAGAGACCAAAUCAAGUCUUUCAAAGACCCUUGAACAAGUCUUGCGCGACACUGUUGUCCUCCCUUAUUUCAUUCAAUUCAUGGAACUUCGGAGAAUGGAGCAUUUGGUUAAAUUUUGGUUAGAAGCUGAAAGUUUUCACUCUACAACUUGGACCCGAAUAAGAGCACACAGUCUGAACACUGUGAAGCAGAGCUCAUUGGCUGAGCCUGUCUCUCCAUCUAAAAAGCAUGAAACUGCAACAUCUUUUGUAACUGAGUCUCUUGACAAGAGAUUGGAGGAUUCUAGCCCAGCCCAAUUGCUUAUGACCCAAUCCGAAGGAAUUGACCUGAACAGUAGAACUAGCAACAUUCAGAAUCACUUGUUGCUUUCCCGGGAAUGUGACCAUGCCCAUUCUCUCCAUCUUGAAAUGGCCAGAACAGGAACGCAUCAAAUUUCCAUGGAAACCCAAGAAUCCUCCUCCAGACUUCUAGUAGCCAGUAGAAAUAGUCCCUCUUCACCACUAAAGGAAUUAUCAGGAAAAUUAAUGAAAAGUAUAGAACAAGAUGCAGUGAAUACUUUUACCAAAUAUAUAUCUCCAGAUGCUGCUAAACCGAUACCAAUUACAGAAGCAAUGAGAAAUGACAUCAUAGCAAAGAUUUGUGGAGAAGAUGGACAGGUGGAUCCCAACUGUUUUGUUUUGGCACAGUCCAUAGUCUUUAAUGCCAUGGAGCAAGAGCACUUUAGUGAGUUUCUGCGAAGUCACCAUUUCUGUAAAUACCAGAUUGAAGUGCUGACCAGUGGAACUGUUUACCUGGCUGACAUUCUCUUCUGUGAGUCAGCCCUCUUUUAUUUCUCUGAGUACAUGGAAAAAGAGGAUGCAGUGAAUAUCUUACAGUUCUGGUUGGCAGCAGAUAACUUCCAGUCUCAACUUGCUGCCAAAAAGGGCCAGUAUGAUGGACAGGAGGCACAGAACGAUGCCAUGAUUUUGUAUGACAAGUACUUCUCCCUCCAAGCCACACAUCCUCUUGGAUUUGAUGAUGUUGUACGAUUAGAAAUUGAAUCCAAUAUCUGCAGGGAAGGUGGGCCACUCCCUAACUGUUUCACAACUCCAUUACGUCAGGCCUGGACGACCAUGGAGAAGGUCUUUUUGCCUGGCUUCUUGUCCAGCAAUCUUUAUUAUAAGUAUUUGAAUGAUCUCAUCCAUUCGGUUCGAGGAGAUGAGUUUCUGGGAGGAACUGUUUCACUGACUGCUCAUGGCUCUGUCGGCCCUCCUGAUGACUCUCACCCAGGUGGUUCCGACAGCUCGGCUGCUCAGUCCAGUAUGAAAAAAGCCAGUGUUAAAAUUCUGAAAAAUUUUGAUGAAGCGAUAAUUGUGGAUGCUGCGAGUCUGGAUCCAGAAUCUUUGUAUCAGCGGACAUACGCAGGGAAGAUGACAUUUGGAAGAGUAAGUGACUUGGGGCAAUUCAUCCGAGAAUCUGAGCCUGAACCUGACGUAAAGAAAUCAAAAGGAUUCAUGUUCUCACAAGCUAUGAAGAAAUGGGUGCAAGGAAAUACUGACGAGGCCCAAGAAGAACUAGCUUGGAAGAUUGCUAAAAUGAUAGUCAGUGAUGUUAUGCAACAGGCACAAUAUGAUCAACCUUUAGAGAAGUCUACAAAGCUAUGACUCAAGACCUGAGAUAAAGGAAAUCUGCUUUUGAAAAAUAAGAGAACUUUUUUCCUUUGGUUGGAUUCUUCAACACAGCCAAUGAAAACAAAGCACUGUAUUUCUUUUCACUGAUAUAUCACUGUUGUUCCCAAGAAAGAAUGGCAGACAAUCCUAGACUUCCAUCCUAAGCAGAGUGACAUGUAGACAUAUUUGCUGCACAUGAUGUUCACACAGUGAAAGUCCUAAAGAGACAAAGUGGUAUUGUUUACAUUACUAGAAAAUUAAUAGCUUUCCAAUGGCAAUAACCCAUUUAUGAAAGAGUUUUAGUCCACUGGAAUAGACAGGGACCACAGACUGUGGGAGGUAGAUGAGCGUAGAGCUGAUAUCUGAUGCACAUUCUGUAGCAGUGGCCCAGCCCUACGAGUAUCCUAAAGCAGGUACCAGAAGUGCUUUGCUUUGGCCUCCUAAACACACAGGUGAGUCAGCCCCUCCGAGAGCCAGGCAGCUCAGAGCGGCGGUACGGUGCUAGUGGGUUGUUCUCCUUCAGCAGAACAGGGCGAGGGCUCCCUGGCAGUCUUCCUCCACAGAGGCAUUAAUGUGGAAGGAAGCUAGCCGACAGGUCAAGUCUCUGUGACAUUGCCCUUCCCUUUGGUGACAGUAUGCAAUUCUCACAUUUUAAUUGCUCCUGAGAUGCAAUAUACUGAAAACCAGUCUCCCCUGCUUAACAAAAAGAUGAGUCUCCUUUAUAUUGAGCGUGAAGACUUGCUCUUCUGGAAUACUCUGCUCCAAGUUACUUAACUUUUCCUUCAGAGUACAUGUGGAAAAGAAGGAAGAGUAACAAUCACUCCAGUUUCCCCCUGUGGUAUCUUGGACAAAUGUUUAUACCUAGAUUGUAUGGUUUUUGUUUUGUUUUUUCUUUUCUUUUUUUUUUAAGAUUGGCAAGCAAGCGUUGGGGUGGGAGGAGGCAGGAAAAAUGCUCAACCUUGACCGCCUCUCCUUUCUUUGCUAUGAGCUGGGAAGUGUGCAGCUGGUGGCCUUUUUGCGUUCUGUCUUCAGGAGAGUAGGAG
Molecule: messenger RNA, 3149 nt
Organism: Neomonachus schauinslandi (Hawaiian monk seal)
Lineage: Eukaryota; Metazoa; Chordata; Mammalia; Carnivora; Phocidae
Gene: AKAP10
Product: A-kinase anchoring protein 10
Exons: 15
Coding region: 112-2100 (662 amino acids)
Biological process (GO): intracellular protein localization
Cellular component (GO): plasma membrane
Molecular function (GO): protein kinase A binding
Source: RefSeq, a predicted model, not a curated record